Messenger RNA from Ceratina calcarata, 1842 nucleotides. Its product is annotated as cytochrome P450 9e2-like. The record is from RefSeq and is a predicted model, not a curated record. Gene Ontology annotation, molecular function: iron ion binding; monooxygenase activity; heme binding. Bases 84 to 1655 code for a protein of 523 amino acids. The transcript has a single exon. NCBI's taxonomy places the organism in Eukaryota, Metazoa, Arthropoda, Insecta, Hymenoptera, Apidae.
UUAUCAGACAGACGUUCAGUUCUCGAUCAACUACACACGGAGAUCGUUAUUACAAGACAAAUUGCGAACAUCCUGCCGUCGAGAUGUAUCUAUCCGUCAGCCUCGCGCUGGUGGCAAUAGCCAUCGCCAUUUAUUAUUAUAUCAGCAAGAAACUGGAUUUCUUUGAGAAGCAUGGUAUUCCGCAAAUUCCAGCAGCGCCUAUCAUUGGCAAUAUGGGCCCUGUGGUGGCUCAAAAAUGCACGAUGCACGAGCUGCUGCAGAAGCACUACGACAACGAACCGGAUGCGAAGUACGUCGGCUUUUACGAAUUCACCACUCCAGUAAUCAUGUUGCGCGACAUGGAUCUCAUCAAAGCGGUGGCCAUCAAGAAUUUCGAGCAUUUUCAAGAUCAUCGGCAGUCCGUGACCAAAGAAACGGAUCCCAUUUUCGCUAACGUGUUAUUCAAUAGAAAGGGCGACGACUGGAAACACCAGAGGACCCUGCUGACCGCCUCGUUCACUUCUAGCAAGUUGAAGGACAUGUUCCAUUUGAUGUCUUCAUACGCGGCAAAAUUCACAGAUACGCUGGCCCAACUGCCGGAAAAGGAUCGCGAAAUGGAGAUGAAGAAUCUCUUGACCAUGUACACGAAUGACGUGAUCGCCAGCUGCGUGUAUGGGUACACUAUAGACACCGUGAAGGAACCGAAGAACAUAUUUUACGUCUACGGUAAAAUCGGAACGAGUUUUGCUACCCUUAAGAAGUCACUGAUUCUUUUGUUGCAAAGAAAUUUUCCUAAGAUCGCGGCAUUCUUCAACAUAAAAUUGUUAGAGCCGUACGUCGCCAAAUUCUUCACUAAUGUAGUGAUCGACGAGGUGAAAAACAGAGAGGAACACGGCUAUUCCCGGCCCGACUUCCUCCAGCAGAUGAUGGAGAUACAGCAAAAGAAGGACAACAAUUUUAGUAUAGAAAAUAUGGUAGCGCACACUUUCACCUUCUUUUUCGGCGGUCUAGACUCCGUAUCCACGCAGGCAUCCUUGGUGACGCAGAUGCUGGUCGAGCAUCCUGAAGUUCAGGUGAAAGUGCAACAAGAAAUCGACGUGGCAUUGGAGAAGACCAAUGGCGAGUUUACUUAUGAAGUAGUACGCGACAUGAAGUAUUUGGAAGCAGUGAUCACCGAGACGAUGAGGUUCUACCCGGUCCUACCGAACCUGGACAGAGUUUGCAUGAAAAAGUUUGAGCUUCCACCAGCUUUACCUGGUGGCAAACCUUUCACGGUUGAACCAGGAAUGGAUGUCUGGAUUCCGGUGAUGCCAAUUCAUAUGAAUCCGGAUUAUUAUGAAAACCCGGAGAAUUUCGAGCCGGAAAGAUUUAUGGAUGAUGGAAAGAAGCUCGUGAAUUCGUGUAUGUUUCUGUCGUUCGGAGCCGGACCUAGAAUGUGCAUCGGUUCGCGUUUCGCGAUGAUAAAGAUGAAAGUACUGCUCUGUUAUCUCCUCGCUAAAUUCGACAUAACGGCUGGGUCGAAGACGCAAGGCUCAUUUCGAUUGAAAAAGGGAUUCUUCAACUUAGUACCAGAAAACGGGUACUGGAUGAGACUUGAACCGAGGAAAAAUCCCCAUCCUUCUUUCAAAACGAAAGGAAUAGUUAACGGAACGUCGAAUGGAGUAUGCGCAAAAUAAUCUCUCUCCUUUUUUACGUUAUGUAAUGUGCAAUAAUUUUUUAAUCUCGGUGCAAUUAUACAGUAUAAUUCACUAAUUUUUAUGAAUGUGAUAAUGUUGUUUUCUAUGUAGAUGCGUAUGAAUGAAAUGCUAGUGAGAACUGUUUUAAAUAAAACACGCCUUUCUAACAUAAAAGAAUUCUACGUCA